This is a messenger RNA of Apaloderma vittatum (bar-tailed trogon), 1818 nucleotides long. RefSeq names its product tRNA methyltransferase 1 homolog (S. cerevisiae)-like (gene TRMT1L). The transcript has 14 exons. The annotation marks the transcript as partial. The record is from RefSeq and is a predicted model, not a curated record. Gene Ontology annotation, molecular function: RNA binding. NCBI's taxonomy places the organism in Eukaryota, Metazoa, Chordata, Aves, Trogoniformes, Trogonidae. Gene Ontology annotation, biological process: tRNA N2-guanine methylation. Gene Ontology annotation, cellular component: nucleus.
AAUGUGAGCUGUGGUCCAGGCCAGAGGAGUUUCAGGUGGGGUUAGGAAGUGCCCGCUCACUCUACUUUGAAAGCUUUGUAAAUGCCGAACAAGAAGAUGGUGUGGUUGACUCUGGAGAAGUGAAAAGCAACAACCUGGAUGUGGAGGUUGCUGAGUCAGAAUUGAAAACUGAAGAAAAAGGAGCAGAAGAAGCAUCCAUGAGGGAGUCCGAUAGCAACAUUUUGGAUGUAUCAUCUGAUUAUCCGAGAGAGAAACAUAUUUCAAUUCUAAGAGAUUUUGCUGAUCUAGAAAAACUAGCAAACAUCAAAGAAGGUGUGUUUACCAUGUCAGGCUCCAAGAACACAGAUCUUCAUGUUACAGAUGAAAAGAAGCCUUGUCCAUUGUGUUCUGAGGAGAAAUACAAAGCUUGCUAUACUCAUAAACUUUAUCGUCACCUUCAGAAUUUUCAUUGGAAAGUUUCUGUUGAAUUUGAAGGGUACAGAAUGUGCAUCUGUUAUUUACCUUGUCAUCCAGUAAAACCAAACCUCAUCGGAAACCAGACAUUUUCAAAGCCAGGAGCCCAUUACCAUUGUAUUAUCUGUUCAGCAACCAUCGCAAGAAGAACUGACAUGAUAAGUCAUAUUAAUCGUCAUGUGAAUAAAGGAGAAACUGAAUCAAGGUUUAUUACAGCUCCUAUUUCAAAGUCUUCUCUUGAAGUGCUGAAGGAGUCGGCCACAGAUGUGCGGGUUCUUCCGAACUACUCCACACCUCAGAAAACAGAUUCCUAUUUUAAUCCUAAAAUGAAACUGAACAGGCAAUUGAUAUUCUGUGCACUAGCUGCUCUAGCUGAGGAACGUAACCCGAUAGAAUGUUUGGAUGCUUUUGGUGCCACUGGUAUAAUGGGAUUACAGUGGGCAAAGCAUCUCCGAAGUUCUGUGAGAGUUACGAUUAACGAUUGUAAUGAGAAUUCGGUGGCAAUGAUUCGGGAAAACUGCCUUUUAAACCAAAUGAAGGUGAAGCUGGACACUAAGGAAGAAGACAAUGGUGAAGCUAUGGGAGAUGCAGAAGACAUCACCGUUGAGGUGACAAAAAUGGAUGCCAAUGUUAUAAUGCAUUUGAGAUCCUUUGAUUUUAUCCAUUUGGAUCCCUAUGGAACUUCUGUGAACUAUCUGGAUUCUGCCUUUAGAAAUGUGAGAAACCUUGGAAUUGUGUCGCUGACGUCCACAGACAUCAGUUCUCUGUAUGCGAAGGCUCAACAUGUUGCCCUGCGUCACUACGGAUGUAAUAUUGUCAGGACAGAGUACUACAAAGAGCUGGCAGCCAGAAUAGUCAUCGCUGCUGUGACGAGAGCUGCAGCUCGCUGUAACAAAGGCAUUGAAGUUUUACUCGCAGUAGCUCUAGAACAUUUUGUUCUAGUAGUGGUCAGAGUUUUAAGGGGACCGUCCCCUGCGGAUGAUUCAGCAAAGAAAGUAAGAUACCUCAUCCACUGCCAGUGGUGCGAAGAGAGAAUUUUUCAGAAAGAGGGUAAUAUGGUAGAAGAAAACCCUUAUCAGCAGCUGCCUUGUGAUUGUCAUGGCAGUAUGCCUGGGAAGACAGCAGUAGCUCUUGGUCCUCUCUGGUCAGGAGCCCUCUUUAAUGCUGGAUUCCUCAGAAGAAUGUAUUUGGAGGCUGUCCAGUAUGGUUUGGAGGAAACUCAGUCACUUUUGAAGACUUUAGUUUGUGAAGCUGAGUGCACAAAACAUUCCUCUAUCCACACUGCUCAUGAUGAGAGCAAACAAGAAGAGUGCGGCGUAUAUAUUAAAACACUAAGUAAUUCUCCAGAAUGCUUCCUGGUACAUG